Salvelinus fontinalis (brook trout) is the source of this 4174-nucleotide messenger RNA. RefSeq names its product 1-phosphatidylinositol 4,5-bisphosphate phosphodiesterase delta-1-like. Gene Ontology annotation, biological process: lipid metabolic process; phosphatidylinositol-mediated signaling. The transcript has 15 exons. The record is from RefSeq and is a predicted model, not a curated record. Gene Ontology annotation, molecular function: calcium ion binding; phosphatidylinositol-4,5-bisphosphate phospholipase C activity. Bases 189 to 2465 code for a protein of 758 amino acids. Lineage: Eukaryota; Metazoa; Chordata; Actinopteri; Salmoniformes; Salmonidae.
GCUAACAGCUACUUUGCGCACUGUCUGUCUAGAUCUAAUCGGCAGCCUAAAGUGCCCAACGCUUUCCAUCGCCGCUUUGUUAUUCGCAUUUAUCCAUAGAGACCCUUGGAUUUGUACGUGCGCGUCAUUUCUGACCUGUGGAGUGAUUUUACGCAGCGGCAAUUUGGGGCUGAUCUUAUCGAAUCCGAAUGGAAUCAAACGGCAAAGCGGGAAAACAUGGUUUAGAGGGCGAUGUGGACCUCCAGUUCCUGCUGGUGGGGGGAAAGCUGAUGAAAGUAAAGUCUUCCUCUUGGAAAAAGGUCCGAAUGUACAAGCUGCAUGAUGACUACGUGACCGUAUGGCAUGAGUCACACAGGAUCUUCAAGAGAAAACAGAACUUUUCCAUUGACGACGUAGACUCUGUGCGUAAAGGCCGUCAGUCGGAGGGUCUUCAGAAGCACACAGAGGCCCACGUGGAGGACCUCUGUUUCUCCAUCUUCUUUAAGGGCCGCAGGAGGAACCUGGACCUGGUGGCGACCUCGGUGGAGGAGGCUAGGCAGUGGGUCAACGGUCUGGAGAAGAUCCUCUCUAACAUGAAGAAACUCAACCGCCAGCAGACGAGUGAGCACUGGAUCUUCAACUGUAUGAGGAAAGCAGACAAGAACAAUGACAACAUGAUGACUCUGAAGGAGCUGAAACACUUCCUCCGACAGAUCAACAUCGAGGUGGACGACGCCUACGCUAAAUUGCUGUUUACAAAAUGUGACACAUCAAACUCUGGCACCCUGGAGGGUGCUGAAAUCAAACACUUCUAUGACCUGUUGACUCACCGGGAGGAGAUCGAUGUGAUCUACAAGAAGCACGCCACCACGGGGGGGCAGAUGAGCGCCGAUGACCUGCUCAACUUCCUGCUGAAUGAGCAGCGUGAGGUGGCCACCUUGGAGGACGCUUUAAGACUCAUAGAGAAAUACGAGCUGGACGACUCAGCAAAGCAUAUGAAUCACAUGACCAAAGAUGGCUUCCUGAUGUACAUGCAACAGGAGGAGGGGUCUAUCUUCAACCCCGCCCACAAGAAGGUGUUCCAGGAUAUGAGCCAGCCAAUCAACCACUACUUCAUCAGCUCCUCCCACAACACCUACCUGAUGGAAGACCAGCUCAAAGGCCCCAGCAGCACAGAGGCCUAUAUCAAGGCCCUGAUGAAGAGUUGUCGCUGUGUGGAGCUAGACUGUUGGGACGGGGCCCAGGGGGAGCCAGUCAUCUACCACGGCCACACCCUCACCUCCAAGGUCCUGUUUAAAGACGUCAUCAAGGCUAUCAAGGAGUACGCCUUCAAGACAUCAGAGUACCCAGUGAUCCUGUCCCUGGAGAACCACUGUACCCUGGAGCAGCAGAAACUGAUGGCCAAGCACAUGAUCUCCAUCCUGGGCAGCGCCCUGCUCACCUCCCCCUUGGAGGACCAGAUGCCCACUGCCUUCCCCUCACCCCAGGAGUUGAAGGGUCGGUUCAUCAUCAAGGGGAAACGGCUGAACAAGCUGGAUGCCGUCUUCAGCAGUACUAGUCCUGGAGUAGAGGAAGACUGUGUCUCAGAGGAGGACGAGGCUGCAGAGACCAACCACUCCAAGACAGACUCCAACGGACAGAAGGCCAAAGCCAAGAAGUCAAAGAUCAAGCUUGCCAAGCAGCUGUCUGACCUGGUGAUCUACUGUAAGAGUGUCCACUUCUCAGGGUUUGAGCACGCUAAAGACAACCAGGCCUUCUAUGAGAUGUCCUCCUUUAAAGAGAGCAAGGCUGUUAACCUGGCCGAGACAGCAGCUAAAGCGUUUAUCCAACACAACAUGACCAAGCUGAGCCGUAUCUACCCAGCGGGCUCCAGAACAGCCUCUUCCAACUACAACCCAGUUCCCCUGUGGAACGCAGGCUGUCAGAUAGUGGCGCUGAACUUCCAGACUCCCUCUAAGGAGAUGGACUUGAACCAGGGCCUGUUCCGAUCCAACGGGCUGAGUGGAUACGUCCUGAAGCCCGAAUUCCAGAGAGACCCUGGGUCAGAGUUCAAUCCUAUGACCCUAACCAAGGGACCCUGGAUCAAACCCCAGGCCUUCCACAUCAUGGUGAUCUCAGCCCAGCAGCUGCCCAAGCUAAACAAGGACAAGCCUAAAUCCAUCGUGGACCCGCUGGUUAAAGUGGAGAUCUACGGUGUUCCAGCUGACACGUGCAGCAAGGAGACACGCUCCAUCGAGAACAACGGUUUUAACCCCAUGUGGAAUGAGACGUUCCAGUUUGACAUCCAGGUACCAGAGCUGGCCAUGUUGCGCUUCCUGGUCGAAGACUAUGACGCUACCUCACAGAACGACCUGAUUGGACAUUACUGCCUGCCACUGACCAGUCUACAGAACGGUUACCGCCACGUCCCUCUGCUCACCAAGCGUGGUGAUGUCAUCCCCUCCGCCGGCCUGUUUGUUCACCUCAUGCUGCUGGACGCCAAAUAGAUCCCGACCCACUUCACACUGACGCCUCCCACACCACACUGACCCCUCCCACACCACACUGACCCCUCCCACAUCACACUGACCCCUCCCACAUCACACUGACCCCUCCCACAUCACACUGACCCCUCCCACAUCACACUGACCCCUCCCACAUCAUACUGACCCCUCCCACAUCAUACUGACCCCUCCCACAUCAUACUGACCCGUCCCACAUCAUACUGAUCCCUCCCACAUCACACUGACCCCUCCCACAUCACACUGACCCCUCCCACAUCACACGGACCCCUCCCACAUCACACGGACCCCUCCCACAUCACACGGACCCCUCCCACAUCACACGGACCCCUCCCACAUCAUACGGACCCCUCCCACAUCAUACUGAUCCCUCCCACAUCAUACUGACCCCUCCCACAUCAUACUGACCCCUCCCACAUCAUACUGACCCCUCCCACAUCAUACUGACCCCUCCCACAUCAUACUGACCCCUCCCACAUCAUACUGAUCCCUCCCACAUCAUACUGACCCCUCCCACAUCCUUGAGCUGUAACUGACAAGGUUUUUAAUAUGUUGAUAUUUAAUGUUUUAUCUAUUUAAAAAAAAAAAAAUCCACUUCUUUUAAGUUUGUUCCACCUGAGUAAGUCUGACCACAAGUCAGAGACCACUAUGAUGACACACCAAAAUGUGUUUGACGGAUUGCGGGAAAACAGGCUUUUGAAGACUACAGUCCAAACUGUGGUGUUUUUGUCACACUGCUUUGCUUUAUCUUGGUCGCAGUUGUAAACGAGAACUUGUUAAAUAAAUUGAAAUAAUAUAUAUAUAUAUGUCUUCCAAUGGUGCGAUUGCUGUCGGUAUGCAAAUAUUAUCCAACUUUAAUAAACACUUGGAGGUCAGGAUGACAGCGGUGGUAUAGUCUACGGCGAUACAGAUAUCACUUAUUAUUGAUAUCUACAUAGUGCAUUGAUGUGAAUCACACUGCUGCUCUCUCAUUUAGCUGUUUCCGCCUUACAGAUUGUGGUUGUUGGCUGUUCACGAAUCUAAAUGUGUAUUUGAACCCAAUAAUGGUUGAAUUCAAGAAGUUUAAGCUGCAUGUCAAUCAUUGUUUUUGAAACCAGUGGACAGCCAGUGAAAAAUGCACUCCUGCAACAGCUGUAUAGUGAGGAUCCCAGCCAAUAGAAUAACAGCUGCAUAGUGAGGAUCCCAGCCUAUAGAAUAACAGCUGUAUAGUGUGGAUCCCAGCCUAUAGAAUAACAGCUGUGGGGAUCCCAGCCUAUAGAAUAACAGCUGUGGGGAUCCCAGCCUAUAGAAUAACAGCUGCAUAGUGAGGAUCCCAGCCAAUAGAAUAACAGCUGCAUAGUGAGGAUCCCAGCCUAUAGAAUAACAGCUGUAUAGUGAGGAUCCCAGCCUAUAGAAUAACAGCUGUAUAGUGUGGAUCCCAGCCUAUAGAAUAACAGCUGCAUAGUGAGGAUCCCAGCCUAUAGAAUAACAGCUGUAUAGUGAGGAUCCCAGCCUAUAGAAUAACAGCUGCAUAGUGUGGAUCCCAGCCUAUAGAAUAACAGCUCCAUAGUGUGGAUCCCAGCCUAUAGAAUAACAGCUGCAUAGUGUGGAUCCCAGCCUAUAGAAUAACAGCUGUAUAGUGAGGAUCCCAGCCUAUAGAAUAACAGCUGUAUAGUGAGGAUCCCAGCCCAUAGAAUAACAGCUGUAUAGUGAGG